Messenger RNA from Wyeomyia smithii (pitcher-plant mosquito), 1098 nucleotides. RefSeq names its product GRB10-interacting GYF protein 2. Bases 99 to 1052 code for a protein of 317 amino acids. The record is from RefSeq and is a predicted model, not a curated record. The transcript is spliced from 3 exons. NCBI's taxonomy places the organism in Eukaryota, Metazoa, Arthropoda, Insecta, Diptera, Culicidae.
ACUUUUACUACCGUCUGUCAAGUACAAUAAAAACAUGUGAACCCGAUUUUGUUUAUUUAUAAUCAUAUCUGCUUAGGAGUUUUUGAAUCAGCGUGAUAAUGGCUGUAUUUGGACCGAAUAAACGCCGAAAGAUCCCCGUUCCAAAACGGCACGGUAUUCGAGAUCCGCUGAAAAAACUAGCUGAACGUGAAGCAGCAAUUAAGGAUCAAGUGAACAACCCCCCAAAGGAACGAGACGUACAGGAGGUAUCAAAUCGGUUCAAGCGAUUUAUACAGCUCAAAGAACAAGCCCAAAAUGGCCCUCGAGCCCCGAACAGCCGGCGCCAGAAGCGCCAGCAGGAACGGAGCAACCUGCGAGUGGGCAGUUCGAUCGUUCAACAACUACCCAAGGAAUCCGAGGAAGCUUUUCUGAAGCGUGCCAGCAAAGUACAAGAGGAUCGCGUCCUUGAAGCCAGCUUCAGCAGCAAGUUCAAUGUUGAGGUCGAACGGAACGAGCAAACUGGCGCCGUUCGGUUGAAGAAAAAGAAAUCCUACGAAAUAGAUGAGCUGUUGAAGCGGAAGGCCAAAGAAGAGUCGAUAGGGGUAAAGCGGACCAAGCAAAUGGAAGCCAGAGAUGAGGAGAGGAAAAAGCAGAAACUUUCACUGUCGGAAAAACGAGCAUUGAAGAAACAGAAAGGGGACGAAAAACGUCGGAAAGAGGAGGACAAAUUGUUGGAGGAAUAUCAGCAGGAUACGUUUAAGUUCGGGGAGGUUGUCCACGGUCCUCCAACGCUUAACACUAAACCUAGACAUGCCGAAAAACUAGCUGGGGCUCCGAGGCCUGGGGUGAAAGGUCUUUUGCUUCAUAGUUUGCUCAACUCCAACAACGACCAGGAAGAACCCGAAGAAAGCAGACCAAAAAAGGAAAAAUCUAAGAAAAAGAAGCAAGAUCAAAAAGUCGAUUUGAAGGGAAAACGUAAGAAGUUGCCAAUAGCCACCCGCCUCAAGUUGGAACACGAGCAGCAAAAUGUUGUUGAGAUGUAUCGACAGCUGAAGAAGAUUAAGAAAGGUUAGAAGAAUAAAAAUAGGAUUUGUGAUUAAAACUAAUGUUUAUUAUGAA